GUCGCUUUGAGUCCAUCAUCGGGUUCGCUGCAGGUCCAGGUCCGGAUUGGGUUGAGUCUUUUAAACCCGGCGUUAAAGAACCGAGCCUCCCUCCUCCCUGCGGACCGGACAGACUCUCUGGAGGCCGAGAAGAGUCGCUGCAGCUGCGGGGAAAAUGUCUGCGGGCUCCGGGAACACGAACACGGAACCAUGGGGCAGCUUCGAAGAUAACCUCAUCCAGGGCGCCGGCUCGGCCGUCAUCGACAUGGAGAACAUGGACGACACGUCGGGCUCCAGCUUCGAGGACAUGGGGGAGAUGCACCAGAGGAUGAAGGAGGAGGAGGAGGUGGCAGCUGAGGCCGAAGCCGCCACCGACGAGGACGGAGAGUUCCUGGGUAUGAAGGGAAUAAAGGGUCAGCUGGGCCGGCAGGUGGCCGACGAGGUGUGGCAGGCCGGGAAGCGUCAGGCCUCCAGAGCCUUCAGCCUUUACGCCAACAUCGACAUCCUGAGGCCGUACUUCGAUGUGGAGCCGGUGCAGGUCCGCAGCAGGCUGAUCGAGUCCAUGAUACCGGUUCCUAUGAUCAACUUCCCUCAGAAGGUAGCUGGUGAGCUGUACGGCCCCUUGAUGCUGGUCUUCACUCUGGUGGCGAUCCUGCUGCACGGCAUGAAGACGUCAGGGACCGUCAUCCGGGAGGGGACUCUGAUGGGCACCGCCAUAGGGACGUGUUUCGGGUACUGGCUCGGUGUUUCCUCCUUCAUCUACUUCCUGUCCUACCUGGUCAACGCUCAGAUCACCAUGUUGCAGACGCUGUCCCUGCUGGGUUACGGCCUGUUUGGACACUGCGUCGUCCUCCUCGUGUCCUAUAACGUCCACUUCCACGUCCUCUUCUACGUCCUGUGGCUGCUGCUGGGAGGAAUGUCCACGCUGCGCAUGGUGGGGGUGUUGCUGUCCAGGACUGUGGGGCGUCCUCCUCGUCUCCUCCUCUGUGGGACGCUGUCCCUCCUCCACAUGCUGUUCCUCCUCUACCUGCACUUUGCUUACCACAGGAUCGUAGAAGGGCUGCUGGACUCUCUGGACUCUCUGGAAGGACCCAACAUGGCUCCCAUGCAGCGGGUGGCCAGAGACCUGCCUGAACUGAAGCUGAACGCUACCAUAGGGGUCCUGGGGGGGGUGGCCCAGUGAAGGGGGGUGGUCCAGUGAGGGGGGGUGGGGGGUUAUUGGUUUCCAUGGAGACGUCUCCUUCUGUACAUUCUAUUGUUGUUAUUUGUUGAUUAUUAAACUUUGACCUCUGACCUGUCUCUUUCUUAUGACGUCAUGGACUUUCAGAAUAAAAUGUUUACCUUAUCUGGUACCUUUAUUUUGAAAGGGUUAAACCGGAA
This is a messenger RNA of Mugil cephalus (flathead mullet), 1359 nucleotides long. It is a transcript of the gene yipf3, whose product is annotated as Yip1 domain family, member 3. The record is from RefSeq and is a predicted model, not a curated record. The coding region runs from base 155 to 1162 and encodes 335 amino acids. Gene Ontology annotation, cellular component: Golgi apparatus. The transcript is spliced from 9 exons. Lineage: Eukaryota; Metazoa; Chordata; Actinopteri; Mugiliformes; Mugilidae.